UCGUAAUGAUUUUAGUGAAGCCCAAAGUGGGAAGGACAUUUGUGACAGACGAACAGCUCCUAUGAAAAUCCAUGUUAAACGAUAUGGCAAUGAAGGACAUGAUAUAACAACAGCCGAAGAGUUAAAAGUAGCACUUGAGAGUUUUGGUGGAAUUCAAGACACACAUGUGUAUACAGCUGAAAUCGAUUUUGAUUGUCAGAAUAUGAAUAAAUGUUCUAUUCCUGAAAUCAACUUGUAUAACAACUUCCAAUUUGAGGAAACUGGGAUAAGAAUGUGGCUAGGAUAUAACAUUGGUGAGGGAAAGUUCAUUCCAUAUAAAACUAUUCAUGGAACUGCCAACUCGCAACAAGGAGACACAAAUCUAGUGAUUUUGGAGCAUCCAAAGGGGACAAAAAGAAGAUGUGAUUCCUGCCCAAGAAAAAGAAAAUAUAAAGACACACUUCAAAAGCAGGAGGAGGAGGCAGUUGAUGAAGUGGAUGAUUAUACCUGUGGUGAAUGUGGUAUUACCUUUAAUUCCCUUAAAGACUAUAACCUACACCAAGACCUUGGGAAUCACAAAAUCAAAAGAUCAUGUCAAAAUGAUCUGGUCAACUAAAUGUGUCACCAUCAAAAAGAACGUAACCAAGCACCCUUCUGUUUGUGAAAUACAGGAUACUCAGAAUAGUUUAGUGAAAGGGUGGGCUUUAAAAGGGAAACGGGUCAGUAAAAGAUUUUCGAAGAAAGUAAAAGACUUUGUUGCUCAGCUAUAUGAUGAGGGUGAAAGAACAGGCCGUAAAUACACCCCCACAGAAGCUUCGAAGAAGUUGAGAUCGGCAAGAGAUGGAAAUGGAAAUCGCCUCUUUUUGCCAGAGGAAUGGCUUACUUCCCAACAAGUCCAAAGACUAUUUUGUAGACAUACACAAAAAGCAGUUUCAAGUGUUGAAACCAAAGAAGAGAAUGAUGAGGAUUUAGAUGAAAUUAUAAAU
Molecule: messenger RNA, 965 nt
Organism: Saccostrea cuccullata (small rock oyster)
Lineage: Eukaryota; Metazoa; Mollusca; Bivalvia; Ostreida; Ostreidae
Exons: 3
Coding region: 62-595 (177 amino acids)
Source: RefSeq, a predicted model, not a curated record